Molecule: messenger RNA, 1266 nt
Organism: Penicillium chermesinum
Lineage: Eukaryota; Fungi; Ascomycota; Eurotiomycetes; Eurotiales; Aspergillaceae
Product: protein kinase
Exons: 6
Coding region: 1-1266 (421 amino acids)
Biological process (GO): protein phosphorylation; regulation of mRNA processing; spliceosomal complex assembly
Molecular function (GO): protein kinase activity; ATP binding
Source: RefSeq, a predicted model, not a curated record
AUGUCCCGAUCCUUCUCAACUACCAUGCGGGCACUGCUCGAUAUUGUUUGGAAAAACACCCAAGCGAAACCCGACUACGAUGCGAUGAUUACCCGAUCAAUCGAGGCACACCCGAAAUUGAGUCAAUCGGCCAAGAGGGUCGAAGUUGCGGGCGACGAACAUGCCUCUAAGGCAGACACUGACCUGCGCGUAUCCGGACAGAUAUAUAGCAAGGAGGGAAUGAGGAUUACCUCAGGGCAUUGGUGGCGAUGGCUUCCGCCCCAAUACGUGGCCAUCAAGGUUAACGCAAACAAUUAUGCAUCUCAAGAGUCUGCUGAGAAGGAGCUGCACAUUACUGAGCAUAUAACCAAAGCAAACCCUCAGCACCCAGGUCGCAACUUUGUCGCCGUCCUGUUAGACUCGUUCCGUGUUGCUAGCCCGAGCGGCACUCAUAUUUGCAUGGUCUUCGAUGCGCUUUGUGAACCUCUAUGGAUGCUGAAGCAUCGUUUUGAAGGGGAAAAAAUCCCUCUUGAUGUCCUAAAACCGGUGUCCAAACUCAUACUAGAAGGACUACGGUAUCUCCACACCGAAUGCCACGUUAUUCAUACAGAUCUCAAAUCAGAUAACAUCUUACUGGCCCUACGCAACCCCUCUAUCCUGGACUCAGUCGCGCAAGAUGAGAUGAACAAUCCCUCCCCACGGAAACAACUGGACGGUCGGGACAUAUACUUAUCCCGAAAUUACUGGGGACUAUCACCCAAUGAACUGGGUAGAUCGGUAAUAACUGACUUUGGGCUCGCCGUGCGUGGGGACGGGCCCCCGAACAGCCACCCCAUCCAGCCAGAGGGCUAUAGGGCCCCAGAAGUUUGUCUCAGGGCCGAUUGGAGCUACAGUGUUGACAUUUGGAAUUUAGGAGUUAUGAUUUGGGACCUGUUCUAUGGCCACGGGCCCUUCGACAUAGCACCGAACGCGCGCGGCUCAGCCUCUGCAGAUGAAGCCCAUCUAGGUCAGGUCAUCUCCCUCCUGGGGCCCCCUCCACCCGAUCUUCUCAACCAAGGAAAAGAAGCAUCUCGAUAUUUUGAUGCUAAAGGACAAUUCAAAUUCCCCGAGCUCAUCAGAAAGAAGGACAUAGUCUCUAUGGCUAAGGAAAUUGACAAUUACGACGGAAUACCCCAGUUUGUAGACUUUGUUUCUGGAAUGCUGCGCUGGAGGCCCGAGGACCGGACGACGGCGGAAGACCUGCUUUCCCAUCCGUGGCUUCUGCAAACGAAACCCGUGAAUGGGUGA